Cladocopium goreaui is the source of this 543-nucleotide messenger RNA. The record is from the annotation of a GenBank genome assembly. NCBI's taxonomy places the organism in Eukaryota, Dinophyceae, Suessiales, Symbiodiniaceae.
GAAGAUCUUCAGCUGCACAGGCCCAGAAGGCAAGAUCAGCGACAUCAUCGCCAUGAAAAAGUGCCCUGGAGAGCGGCUUUGCGAGUUCGUAGCUGCAAAGUUCUACGCGAAUCAGAUGCAGCAGCUGAAUUGUGCUUUGGAAGAGGUUGGUCAUUGCCUGGCCCAGUUUCAUUACCGCUAUGGCAAUGAACAACAUGGGGACUUCCAGCCGUCCAACAUUUACUAUGAGGAGAAGACCAAAGUCGUGACCUUUAUUGAUGUUGGCGGCAUGGGUGUGCCCACCAUGGGCACGGACGUGGAUCAUUUUCAUCAGUGUGUUCGAGCGAUGACGGCCAGCUACCAGGUCAAUUUGCAUGCAGAGCUGCUGAGGGCCUUUGACAAGGGAUAUCAGUCUGCCUCUCCUGACUCCAAGAGGGUCAUUUCCGUGCACUUCGAUGAUCCGAAGCUGCCGACGGACGGGUGCCACGGGUGCCCGCAUGCGUUGCUGUAAUCCUGUGAGCCUAGUUUAGCAAGACCCCUCCAAGCAUCCGCAUUUUUGACCGC